GUCUGCUGUUCUGCUGUUCGUAUGCAUUACAAUUUUUGCUUUGGCAUGUGAUAUUAGUGUUUGGACAAUUAAAGUUGGUUCAUAACAUCUCAUCAAAUUUGGUUAUAGAAAUUAGAAAGGUAAGUGGGAGGCUUGGAUAAGCAAGUGGUAUUCUGCGGGUCUAUGAAAUUGGUAGUAAGAUUAUAGGUGGUAGAGGAUGAAAAUCUAAAUCAGAAUAGCGUGCCAAAAUUUACUUUGGCAUGGCACAGCGAUCUGCAUCGCUUCUAAAUCGGGCGUCAAAUGAUGUAUGUAAACCAUUCUUUGCGUAUUAUGCAGCAUAUUAAUAUGAAAUAUAGGAAAGUUACAAAAACGGUAUAAACUUAUUAUUGUGGUCAUGAUGAUCAUCAAUAUUUCUGUGCCUUUCUUUUUUAUUUUAUUUUAUUUUAUGUUUUUUUGUUCUUUAUAACAAUAAAUAUGCAAGAAUCUCAUAGAUUACCUAUGCGUGAAAAAUCUGGCUACUGCUUUACCGCGUAUCCCGGUGCUCUUCACUUUCUUCUUUUCCUGUGAAUGCCGCCCACCGGAAAUAGUAGGACACAGGAAAUAUUACUCCUGAAGUGUCUAUUUAAGCCUGUCUAUGCCAUUGGUAAUGCAAUCAAUUCUUUGAAGAGCUUGUUGGAAUAGGAUUUUUUUUUUGGGGCAAUGGCACCUGAGAUGAAUGAGAGGUUGCAAGGCAAUAUCACUACAAAAGGGAAACCAUUUAUGAGCUGGAACAAGAGACUGACAGCACUUGUUGUGGAUGAUGGAAUCACGUGUCGAAUGUUGGAGAAGGGACUUCUCACUUCAUAUGGCAUAGAGACUCAAGCUGUGGAAAGUGGCCCUGCUGCAAUUCAACUUAUUUCUAGUGGAGCAACUUUCCACCUUAUUGUCAUUGACAUGCAUCUAUCUGGCAUGAAUGGACCAGAGACUAUUAGGCAGCUUCGCGCUAUGGGUGUACGUAGCAGGAUCAUGGGAAUUUCUAUAUUGUUCACUGAAAAAGAGCGCAGGGUAUUUCUCGAAGCCGGAGGUGAUCACUACAUGGAGAAGCGCAUGCAUCCAGAAAGGUUUAUUCCCAUCCUGCAUGAGCUUGACAAUCAGUGAUGGAUGAAGUUCCAACACACCAAACCAAAAUAGAGAACUCCUUUGCACACAUACAUAUGGUGUAUCUAUGUUGAAGUCUUUGGCGCAAGCUGCUGAUGCACCCUUUGUGGAAGAGAAAUGUUUCAUGUUUUCCCUUUUGAUUUCAUCAAACAUAUCAUAUCAAUAAAAGCUAAAUGGGUUUUAAUUUU
Ziziphus jujuba (common jujube) is the source of this 1304-nucleotide messenger RNA. Its product is annotated as two-component response regulator 24. The record is from RefSeq and is a predicted model, not a curated record. The transcript is spliced from 3 exons. Gene Ontology annotation, biological process: phosphorelay signal transduction system. Bases 679 to 1116 code for a protein of 145 amino acids. NCBI's taxonomy places the organism in Eukaryota, Viridiplantae, Streptophyta, Magnoliopsida, Rosales, Rhamnaceae.